ACGAAAACUUCACAUUCGAAAUUCCUUGUCAAUUGUUGUGGCAUCGUUUCUGUUGGGUCUUCUCGGCCAGCCAUGUCGCCCGAUGCCAUGGCCUUCCUGGCCUUCAGCAUGCACUGCUUCCGGAUCAUUGUCGUCUACUGCGUCUGUGUGAAUCUGCUGGAGCAUUUGCUGCAGCGUCUCCACGACUAAUGAGGAGCAGCAGCACAAAAUAAAGUCACCGAAAAUAAGCUAAUUUUGGGUUUCCCAUCCAUUCUGUUGCUUGUCUUUGGGUCUUUCGCAUUUCUGCUUUUUAUUUUUUCAACAGUUGGCCAAAUGAUUUGCAUUCAAGCUGAAAAUCGAUGCGAUUUACGCAAAUUGCAUAACAUUUUUAAUAGGUUUUUCAUCGGGCAUAAAUUACGAGUACAUCGAGCGAGAAGCACGAAACGGAAAUGGGCGAACGGCAAAUGGGAAAUGGGAAAUGCGAAA
Molecule: messenger RNA, 465 nt
Organism: Drosophila obscura
Lineage: Eukaryota; Metazoa; Arthropoda; Insecta; Diptera; Drosophilidae
Exons: 1
Coding region: 73-189 (38 amino acids)
Source: RefSeq, a predicted model, not a curated record